This is a messenger RNA of Sorghum bicolor (sorghum), 1598 nucleotides long. RefSeq lists its product as uncharacterized. The transcript has 2 exons. The coding region runs from base 436 to 1452 and encodes 338 amino acids. NCBI's taxonomy places the organism in Eukaryota, Viridiplantae, Streptophyta, Magnoliopsida, Poales, Poaceae. The record is from RefSeq and is a predicted model, not a curated record.
AUAUAGGCGAAAACAAAAACUAAUUACACAGUUUGCCUGUAAAUCGCGAGACGAAUUUUUUGACCCUAAUUAGUCUAUAAUUAAACAAUAUUUGUCAUAAACAAACGAAAAUACUACGGUAGCAAAAUCAAAAAAAAAAUCACAUCUAAACAAUCCAUUGCGUGAGGCGAAAACCGAAAACGCUACACGCGGACCCCUGUGUCCUGUGUCCUGUGUCCCUGUGAGAUCAUAUUCCAUCCUUGCUCGGCAUGGCGCUUCAUCCAGGAGGCAAACUUUAUUCUCGCCGGGCCUCUUGCAAGGCAAAUCUCUCCCCCAAAAACAGUUGCCGUCUUGCUUCAUGCCAACAGCAAUGGCAGUAAUCUUCGUAGCCCUUCGCGAAAUCACCCUAUCGCCGAAAGACCCUUCCGCGUCCCCGGCAGCGCCAGCCCCGUCCUGAUGCGCAUGCCGCGGCUGCCCCUCCUCCUCAAGAUAGCCGCGGCGGCGGCUGCCGGGGCGCUGGCGAUCAUUGUCGCGGCGCGCCUCCGCAGGGAGGACGCCGUGGCCUCGCUCCGCCGGGAGAUCCGCGAUGCGCUCACGGCACUCGUGGCCGACGACGAGGACGGCGGCGACGGGAGCGACGGCGAGGGCGGCGCCAAGGAGGACGCGUCCCCGCCGCCGCCGUCCGUGCUGAUCACGGGGUUCCGUGCCCACGGCAAGAGCUCCCUUGUCAACACGGCGUGCCGGGCGCUGGCGGCCGAGGACGGCCCGCUGCUGCUGCGCGCCGAGGCGUCGCCGCCCGGCGGCGGCACCGACGGGCCCAGGCGCCGCCGGAGGGUCAAGGCCGUGGUGGCCGGGGCCGACGGCGACAGCGUGGGAGCGGCGGGGGAGGGCGACGUGGUGGAGCUGCUGGACGCGCCGCCGCUCCCCGAGGCGGGUAGGCUGACGAGGGAGGAAAUCGACGCCGCCAUCAGCGGCGGGGACCCUGAGUGCGUUGUGUUCGUUCUGCGCUGCGACGCGCCCACCAAGGAGCGGAACGCCGCCAUCAAGCGCCUCCCGGAGAUUUCUGCCGCCGUCAGAAACAAAGGGCUUAAUUUGAUCAUCGUAUUGACUUUUAAGAAGGCCAUGAGAUCCAUAAGGCAGGCUGAAGAGCUUCUACGGGAGGUUUCGUUCAGGGCUAGAACUGAUUGUGUCUACUUCAUCGAGAACUACACCUGGAGCAACAAUGGCCCCAACCUCCACCACCCCCCUGUCAUCAAGAACGACUUUGAGACUCAUUUCACGGUGCUGACAAUCAUUCGACAGUGUCUCGAGUUCAUCAAGCUAAAUAGGAGUCAGUCCAAGGACAAGAAAAAGAACGGCAAGCAGGAAAAAACACCCGAGCCUAAACCUAAGAAUCCACCCACAGAAACUAAGCAGUACCGGAAAUCCAACGACUCCAGUGUAAGACUUUUCUUCAACAGUUCAGAAACUUGAAUCGCCCGGUUUGCAUACGUAUGAUGUACUGAUGCUAAUGUAGAUAUAAUUGUAUAGCACUGAGAUAGUCUGACAAGCUGCACAAAAUGUUCAAUCAUCCAUUCGUUUUAUGUUUCAUAAAUCAAGACGUGCUGCUGCUUUUCUCA